Molecule: messenger RNA, 2727 nt
Organism: Triticum urartu
Lineage: Eukaryota; Viridiplantae; Streptophyta; Magnoliopsida; Poales; Poaceae
Source: RefSeq, a predicted model, not a curated record
ACCUCGGGGGUUCCCCGCCGUUGUGGUGGCUGCCAAUCUCUUCCUCUCCUCGCGCUCUAUAUGCUCCACCGCAUCGAUUCGUCGAUCCCGUCCUGAUGUGGUUGCCUGCAUCGGAUUUACCCCUCUAGGGUUUCGGCGCGGUCGUCCUCCUCAUAGCCGACGAUGCCACGGCGCCUUGAUCCGGUCGUAUCCGUCUCCUACCGUGCUCUCUCGUGCUGCUGUGCCUCCUGGACGGCGCUCCCGUGCCUCGGAUGCACGCCCGCGUCGGCAGGACGGCACAAUGAGCGGGUGGGAGGAGAAGGCGGCAGCAGUGGCCUCGAUCUAUUAUCUAUGUCGACACGGGAGGCGGCGCAGUGAUCUGGCCGAGAUGCCUGGUGCCUAUUUCCUCACCAUCCUGCUUCCUGCGCCUCCGCAGAUCGCCGGAACGACUACAAUAUGAGAGGCACAAGGUUUCUUCUCGCCUUGUUCUGGGUUGUCUCUUUGAUAUCCAUUGCCUUGGGCGUUUCUUGAUUCGUUCUUUGAUAACUGUGCUUGGUUUACUAGCUAAAAUGUAAAUCGAUGAGCCACUUAGAACCCCUCAUGAUUUUUAGUUCUACCCAAUUAUUGUAUUGAUUGCUCAACUUUUAUUCUGUUUUUGACACUGCAGUUAUCAGAACUCCUAAGAGUUAUCACUAGUGAGAAUGAGUCAUUGUUUAUUUUUUGCUGUUGAUUUCUAUAAAACAAAACUUUUAUGUAUCUCGUAUUCUUGUGUGAUGAUCUGCGUCAUGGAUGGCCGGUGAGUAUUCAGUAAUGACUGCUAUGUUGUGCACUAAACGGUUCACCUUUUUAUGGUGUUUUUCCUGGAGGAAACUAUUGAGCAUAGGAGUUACCAAGAACUAAACCGAGUGAUUCUAUUGAGCAGGGUCUUUCAGUGUGGCUUGAACACGAACGGCUGCAGAGGGCAAGAGCUUCAGGAAAAGGCAUUGAAGAGUAUCAAGAUGUGCAUCGCCAGGAAGAAGAUCCAGAAGGACAUGGACAUCAAGCCCUUUGAGUUCGGGGAUACCUUCGCGCAGGGUAUAUAUCCUUGUCCUUGGUGCCCGGUUAUCUGCUGCUUGGGACUGGGUUUAUUUGUAUGGCUGCGGUAGAAGCCGGGAAGGUGUGGCGGAGUAGAAGGAGAGCACAUAUCUAUGGUGAUCUGGUGUGGGGUGGGAGAAGGAUCUGCACGGGGAGAGUGGUAUCUCGCAUCUCUCUCGUAGUUUACGCUCGAUUGAUUUGCUGCCAGUAUUGUCCUGUACCGAUAUCAUGAAAUUAGAUAGGUACAAAAUGACUAUUCAUCUUUACUUUGCUCAAUUAAUUUCUAGCAUUUUCUGUCUUUUAUGAUUGCCACCGACAUCCUCGGUUGCAUCAAAUUUAACAUCAGUUUGUUGCUGGUAAGUCUCUGUCAUCUUCGAGUUAUAUAACACAUUCAGAUCUUUACUUUCAGCAUUUACUUGACUGGACACCGUUAUUUCUAUUGCAAAGAAAAGACAGAUUUUUUUUUUUUGGAACAUUCCAGUCAAUUGUUGAAACAUAGGGAAGAAGAUUUUCUAUUGGCACCCCCUUUUGCUGUGUAGUAGUUGCCUCUGGUAAUUAUGGCACACGACUGUAUAUUACUCGUGCAUCUAGAAGUUCAUGUGUCUGAUAAUGUUUGCUUAUCUUUACAUAGCCCAGUUGACAAAUAUUCCAAAACUGAUAUAGUGUGUUACUUUUCCUUGUUUGCUCAGUGACUAAUGAACUGGUGGGCUAUAUGUUUCCCCUACUAUGGUUGGAAGCAAGUCAGAUAGACUAAUCGCAUGAGCUUGGGCUGUAAUGAUGUGUGUUGGAUUGAACGAAUGAAGGCCUUUGUGAUGCAGGUUGAGGAGGUAGACGACUCGGAAGAGGAAGAUGAUAACAGUGAUGAGAAUGGCUGGGCUCUUGUCACCAUUGGAGCGAGGUUCUCAUUGUUGGGCGAAGCAAGCGGCAUGCGGCCCGUGCGCCGUGAACCACUCCAACAAGUGCCCGGCGUGCACAGAUGUCAAUGGCUUGCACAGAUGUCAAUGGCGUACUGCUGUGGGGGCUCCGUGGUGUACUGCAUGGUUGGUGACCACUGUCUGGUGCGCCCGCACGAGCCGUGCCGCUGCCCUGAGCCCGGCUGCAGCUUCCUCGACCCAUCGCUGGUGCUCCGUGGCCACGAGUGGCCCGUGACUGACGUUGCCUACGUGUCGAUGUUGGAGGUCGAGGUCCAGAUGCAGCCGGCACAGCGGAGCUGCGGUGGAGGACCGGAGCGGCUGUUCUUGUUGGUGGCGAGCAAGUGCGGUGUCAUGGUGGUACAGGUGCAAGGUGUUGGUGCACACUCCCGUGGACACGGACACUGACCACAUGGACAUCCUGAUGCUGGACGCCAAGGUGAGGAGCUGCGUCGUCCCCGGCGUGGAGGCGGCCAUGGGUGCGGGGGUCCCUGCCAGUGUCGGCUGACGUGCCGCCGCAGGAAUGAGGAGCCCCCGUUCCUGGGGUUGACGAUUCGCUGGUCAGCUCUGGUUAUUUUAUUCUAAUAUAUAUUCCCUCCGUAUAUUAUGGGACGGAGGGAGUAUUAUAUAUCUACCAUGGCUGACAUUGGUGAUUUGGUAGUGAACUAGCAGUGAUCAAAGGUUAGACCUUGAUUGGGCUUUGAUUGGUUCUGUUCAUGGCAAUGGUUGCCAACGUAUCGAGUACCAAUGCGGUUGAUCCCUA